UAAAGAUAUGAUCAAAAACAUAUUGAUGGACAAAUCUAUCUUCAUUCUUCUUCAUAUAGCCACUACUCUUCUUGUUUUUCCAUUUCCUUUCACCAAUGGGAAGGUGAUGAUGGAAUACAUAGGAGCAACCGGCAAGCCAGUAACAUUCGACGCCGUCCCAAUCAACGACAACAUCGACUUUCAUUUCAUCCUCAGUUUCGCCAUUGAUGCAGACCAAUUAGGAAAUCCCCAAAACGGAACUUACUCACCUUACUGGUCAUCAACCCUAACUCCACUCUCCGUCAUGGAAAUCAAAUCUCGUCACCCAAACGUAAAAGCUCUAGCAAGCCUUUCAGGUUGGAGUAUCAACAAUAAAACCCUACGUUGGUACAAGCCCAUCAAUCCCCAAAUAUGGAUAAAGAAUGCUUUCACCUCAUUAAAAAACCUAACAGAGACAUACCACCUAGACGGCAUCGACGUGGAUUAUGAAACAUUCAGCAAACGCGACAAUAGCUUUGCUUAUUGCAUCGGGGAACUGAUUAGUUUACUUAAGAACCAGAGCGUGAUAUCGGUAGCCACGAUUUCUCCGUUCUAUAGUACAGUAAUACCGUAUAUAGAGCUUUUCAGAGAGUAUAAGGAGGUUAUUGAUUAUGUGAAUUAUCAAUUCUAUACGGAUAAUGUGAAGACUGCGGUAGGGUAUUUGCAGGCGUUUAAGAGAAGGACGGGAGAGUUCAGUUUGGAUAAGGUUUUGGCGAGUUAUGAAGUUAGAGGAAGAGGGAUUCAAGGAGAUGCUUUUUUUGAUGCGUUGAAGUUGCUAGAGAGAAAUGGAUAUAAUGUUAGCGGGAUCAUGAUUUUCUCGGCUGAUGCUUCUGCUUCUAAUGGUUAUUACUAUGAGAAAAAGUCACAGGAUUUCUUGCUUAAUUCCACCACUUGUUUAUGUUAAUUCAUUUGGGUGGGCAAGGCAAAGCAGAGCAGAGCAAACAAACACAUUGAAAUGAUUUUUUUUGCUUAAACAAUAACAUAGAAAUAAAGCAUCAUCGGCAUGUAAUUGUUUUGU
This is a messenger RNA of Impatiens glandulifera, 1036 nucleotides long. Its product is annotated as chitinase 2-like. Gene Ontology annotation, biological process: carbohydrate metabolic process. Gene Ontology annotation, molecular function: hydrolase activity, hydrolyzing O-glycosyl compounds. Lineage: Eukaryota; Viridiplantae; Streptophyta; Magnoliopsida; Ericales; Balsaminaceae. Bases 8 to 922 code for a protein of 304 amino acids. The record is from RefSeq and is a predicted model, not a curated record. The transcript is spliced from 2 exons.